This is a messenger RNA of Dipodomys ordii (Ord's kangaroo rat), 1580 nucleotides long. It is a transcript of the gene Atp1b3, whose product is annotated as ATPase, Na+/K+ transporting, beta 3 polypeptide. The record is from RefSeq and is a predicted model, not a curated record. The transcript has 11 exons. NCBI's taxonomy places the organism in Eukaryota, Metazoa, Chordata, Mammalia, Rodentia, Heteromyidae. Gene Ontology annotation, biological process: intracellular sodium ion homeostasis; potassium ion import across plasma membrane; intracellular potassium ion homeostasis. Gene Ontology annotation, molecular function: ATPase activator activity. The coding region runs from base 1 to 1176 and encodes 391 amino acids. Gene Ontology annotation, cellular component: sodium:potassium-exchanging ATPase complex.
AUGGGCCAUGUGUCCACCAGUCGGCUGCCCCGAGGCUUCAGGGAAUCAGAAGAGUCACGGGACGGACACUGGCAGACGGGAGGUGGAAGCCUGGACACCAUCAAGGAUUUCAGUAAAGAGGAGCUGAGGCACCGAACCCUGCAGGCCAGCACCACCGCCCAGCACCUGAACUUCACAGAAGACGCCGCGGACAACCCUUUGGUGCUUUAUGCCAAAGACAUCGAUGAAAAUGAGGAUUUCCCAGAGGUGCGGGGCGUAGAAUUUGAUGACCAAGAGGGCAUGGACCGGUUCUGGGACGAAGGCCAGGACUCCGGGGUGGAGAUGGCGUUUGGGUACCAGCAGGUGCGCGCGGGCUCCGUGGAGGGCCGAGUGCCCGGGCGCGUGGUGCGCACAGCGGCGGCGCCUUGCGGGGUCCGGGCAGGGCCCCUCUGCAGCUUCAAGAGCAGUUUGAUCUUGCUCUUCUACCUAGUUUUUUAUGGGUUCCUGGCUGGGCUCUUCACACUCACAAUGUGGGCCAUGCUUCAGACCCUGAACGACGAGGUUCCGAAAUACCGCGACCAGAUCUCUAGCCCAGGACUUAUGGUUUAUCCAAAACCAGUGAGUGCAUUGGAAUAUACAUUUAGUUUAUCAGAUCCGAAUUCCUAUAAAGGAUAUAUUAACGAUCUUAAGAGGUUUCUAAAAUCAUAUUCUUUAGAAGAACAGAAGAAUCUCACUGUGUGUCCUGACGGAACACUCUUUGAGCAGUCGGGCCCGGUCUACGCCGCAUGCCAGUUUCCUGUGUCCUUACUUGAAGCUUGCAAUGGUACCGAAGAUCCUGAUUUUGGCUACUCCCAAGGCCAGCCUUGUGUUCUUGUGAAAAUGAACCGCAUCAUUGGAUUAAAGCCUGAAGGAGAACCAAAGAUAGGAUGUGUUUCCAAGGAUGAAACCACAGCCUCCAUAUCAACAUACCCCGACCAGGGAGUCAUGGACUUAAAGUAUUUUCCAUAUUAUGGGAAAAAACUACACGUGGGGUACCUGCAGCCGCUUGUGGCUGUCCAGGUCGCCUUCGAAGCUAACAGUACCAAGAGGGAAGUGACCGUCGAGUGCAAGAUCGACGGGUCUCCCAACUUGAGGAACGAGGAUGAUCGGGACAAGUUUUUGGGACGAGUCGUGUUCAAAAUCACAGCGCGCGCCUAGGAUGCAUAGGUGGUCUCCACAGAAUAAACGUGUUGUCGGUCUUCGUGUGUCAGCUGGACCUGCCAUUCUAGAGUUAGGAGACCGCCCUGGAGGACAGCGGGGCACAUGACACUUGGCUCCGCGUGUGGCGUUCCGUGUCCUGCCCUCACUUCCUGUGGCUCUGCGCCGGCAGCCCACGUGCAGCCAGCUAGGACCGUGCCCGGCUGCAGACGUGUGCCACGCCACACCGCGCCACACCGCGCCGCCGCCUCCUCCCGGGCUCGCUGUCGUGCCUAAAGCUUCCUGUGCUGUGCUGUGUAAAUACUUCAUGGAUUUAACACUGGUUAACUGUCAGAUUGCGAUGCCAACAGAGCUGGUGCCUUGCCAGCAUCAAGUGACUUCCUAGCUGCAGGAAACGUGUGUGU